CCUUCACUCGGCUCCCGUGUGUGAGAUGAACAUAGUGUGGAGCAGCUCUCUGACAGCACGCAGCCCUGCUUGGAUGGUUCUUGUAGUCUUUUGUGCUCAUUUCUGAGGCUAAUUUACACCCAGCAUCGUUUCUUUGGAACUCACUAGGAUCCUCAACCAACCAUGGUUCUAACGGGCUGUUCUCAGUGUAUUAAGUACAUGCUUUUUUUCUUCAAUUUCAUUUUUUGGCUGGCUGGGGGUGUUAUUUUGGGAAUAGCUCUGUGGCUUCGCCAUGAUGCUCAAACCAGUAAUCUCCUGAUGCUUCAGUUUGAGGGGACCCAAGCUCCAGGAACAUUCUACAUCAGUGUUUAUGUCCUGAUAGCUGUUGGAGCUGUGAUGAUGUUUGUUGGAUUUCUUGGUUGCUAUGGUGCCAUUCAAGAGUCUCAGUGCCUUCUUGGAACAUUUUUCACAUGUUUAGUCAUCUUGUUUGCCUGUGAAGUGGCAGCAGGAAUAUGGGGUUUCAUCAACAGGGACACGAUCUCCACAGAGCUCAUCAGCUUCUAUGAUGCUGCCUACAUGAAAGCUGUGGAUCCAGUGGAGUCAGUCACCAGGCAGGCCGCUGUUAAAGUUGUGGAGGUCUUCCACAGAACUCUCGAGUGUUGUGGUAAAGGAGAUGACAAUGCGUUAUUCUUGGCUGUUCAAGCUGCUGUCUGUCCUAAAAUAGAAACUGAUCCACUCAUCUCACAGAGUUGCCACACAAAGCUGAGAGACCUGUUUACUGAGAAACUCCAUGUGAUUGGUCUGGCUGCCCUCGUUAUUGCUGUCAUCAUGGUCUUCGAAAUGAUCUUCACCAUGGUACUGUGCUGUGCCGUUCGUAAUGCCGCCCCAGCAUACUGAGGGACAAAUUGAUUGUUAGUUUAACUAACAGCAUGCAAUAUUCAAAGCAUACAAAGACUCCAGCCAGUGAUGGAAGAGAGAACAUUCCGCUAUUUUGAGUGUUUCAGAUGUGGAAAUAGGUGUUUUACACGUCAUUUAGACAUCAAGUCAAAUCAGAUAUUUCUUCAUGUACUGUGUAAGUGAUUUUUUUCUGAUAAUCACAACCUGAUCUUUGCAUUUCCGAGUUUAAUAGCUUUAUAAAUACCCAACAAUACAUAUUUUGUCAAAUUUUUUAAUAAUGAAAAGGUUUCUAUAAAGUUGACAGUAGUAAGAACUGAAAUUAGUUGUUUCUCUGUGGUUGUUUGCUAAUAUUAUUCAAUUCACUGUGUUCAAGUGCUUUUCUUGCAGGAUUACAAUUUAUAACUUUUACACUUUUCAUCCAUAACUUAUCUCUGUGUUUGUUUUUGUAUACAUGAAAUGUCCCAUUUGUGCAUGUUCUCAGGGCUUUGGGAUGAAAGCAUAUUUUCUGAGUGUAUGAAAACAUAACAUAUCACCAACAUAUCAUGGAAGUGGAGCUGUCCCAAUAAAGUUCAGUUGCCAAAUAUA
Messenger RNA from Pygocentrus nattereri (red-bellied piranha), 1461 nucleotides. It is a transcript of the gene cd81b, whose product is annotated as CD81 molecule b. The transcript is spliced from 8 exons. Lineage: Eukaryota; Metazoa; Chordata; Actinopteri; Characiformes; Serrasalmidae. Gene Ontology annotation, cellular component: membrane. The record is from RefSeq and is a predicted model, not a curated record. Bases 163 to 876 code for a protein of 237 amino acids.